Molecule: messenger RNA, 2271 nt
Organism: Dreissena polymorpha
Lineage: Eukaryota; Metazoa; Mollusca; Bivalvia; Myida; Dreissenidae
Product: ribosomal RNA-processing protein 8-like
Exons: 6
Coding region: 116-1720 (534 amino acids)
Cellular component (GO): nucleolus
Molecular function (GO): methyltransferase activity
Source: RefSeq, a predicted model, not a curated record
UCUAAUACAGCGUUACCGCUGCGGCGCCCAUACUCGAUCUCUGUGCUUGAAAAUUAUCAAGUCAGUUAAGCUGGAUUGCAAGCGGAUCGGAGUUUCCAGGCUUUGGAUCUUCGCUAUGGACUUCGAGUGUGGAGACUGGGAUGUCACAGGGGAGGCAACACAGUUGGUCAAUAACCUGUUUGGUACUUCCAAGAAGAAAAAGACGAAGAAAAGGAAGGUUGCUGUUGAGGCCAAGGAAACAAAUCAUCAUGAAGAAUUGGUAGAACCAUCAAAUUUACAAAAUAUGAUUGCUUCAAAGGCUAAGCUGGAAGACAGAGCUGGCUCAGAAAAUAGCUCAAAGAAGUCAAAGAAGAAAAAGAAAAAGAAACAUGUUGAAGAAUCUUCAGAUUUAAGUGUUGACAAGAAUUCUGUAAUUGUAAAAAAACAUUCAAAUAAUGCAAUAAAAAGUAAUCAUAUGAAUAAAACAAAUGAAAGCCAACAGUAUCAAACUAAUUCUCCCAGUAAUAGUGUUCAACUCAGUUAUCAGGAUGAAAAAGUUAAUCCUAAUAAUACAAGUGCAAAGAAAAGAAAAAUGGACGAUGGAUGUGCUGUGAGUAAUGACAAGAAGUCUAAAACUAUACAAUCAAAUACUGAUAAAACCAGUGCAAAUACUGGUAAGAAAAAGAAAAGGAAGUGUAAGAAAAACAAAUUUAAAGAUUAUUCCAAAGAAGAGGAUCUAAAGGGCCAAAAAAUCACCCCUGAUCUCGUAUCUUCCAACACUAAUGAAAAUGAGCCAAGCGUAGUCAAAGAAAAGGAAGUAGCAUUGAGCAGUGACAUUGGUAACGGUACAAUGUCGAAACAGAGUAAACAAAAGUCUAAAGAUGAAGUCAGUGGGAUCAAACCAAAACAUUUAGCAAAUGAGACAGCAAAAAGUAAAUUUGAUGCAGCCAAACUUGGAGCUUUGUUAGCUUCAAGUAAAUGUGAACUGAAAACAGAUGUUAAGAAAGACAAAGAUAAACAAUCUAUCAAUAAUGCCAACGAACAAGUGUUGGAUGCAGAACCCAUCAUUGACAAGUCAAGUAGUAAAUCAUUGCUUGAGAAAAGUAGGGACCGGCUCAAUGCAGCAAGGUUUCGCUAUUUGAAUGAACAGCUGUAUUCAAGCACCGGUCACGAUGCAUACAAUCUGUUCAAGCAGGAUAAAGAUGCUUUCCAUGUCUACCACGCUGGCUUCCAGAACCAGGUUGAGAAAUGGCCUACAAAUCCUGUAGAUAUCAUCAUUGGAAUAAUUAAAGCAAAGCCUAAACAUCUGGUAGUUGCAGACUUUGGAUGUGGAGAUGCCAAGAUAGCACAGAAUGUUGCAAAUAAAGUGCACUCGUUUGACCUUGUUGCCCUUAACAAUCAUGUGACAGUCUGUGACAUAGCCAAGAUUCCAUUAGGCCCAGCCAGUGUUGACAUUGGCGUAUUUUGUCUGUCUUUGAUGGGAACCAAUCUUUCUACUUACCUUGGGGAAGCAAACAGGGUGCUCAAAACAGGAGGCACAAUGUACAUUGCCGAGGUAACCAGCCGGUUUGCAAACAUCGGCCAGUUUGUGCUGCAGGUAGAGAAGAUGGGCUUUAAAUGUUUGUCACAGGAUUCAGGAAAUAAAAUGUUCGUGUUGAUGACCUUCAGAAAAACUGGUGACUUCAAGGUCAAGGACAGUGGAAGCAUUCAACUGAAGCCAUGCGUGUAUAAGAAGAGAUGAUUGUAAAUAUUUGUGACUCACAUUUUAGGACCUGGUUUGGGAUGGGCUUUUUUUUUGCUGAUAAAGGAAUUUUUAUUUUGUUAAUGAUAUUUUGGCUUAAGGAAAUAAAAAAUAUAUCAUGUAUUGAGCUGUUGCCUCUGAAUUGAAUUUAAGGACCCAUGAUAGUAAAAACUUUUCGAUCUUGCCAAAUGAAAAAGCAGAUAAUUUCAAAACCACUUUCCCAAGAAUUCUGUAAAUUUUCAACUGUUUCUAAUGAGUAUUUUUUUAAUGUUUGAUGCUUUAGUUUACAUGUGUAAUGGCUAUCUUGGCUGCAGAGAUCCGUUUCAUCAGGUGCUGAAAUUCAACAUUUGAUGGCACUGUUCAACAUUUCGUUGUCAUGAAUAAAACCAAUAAUAUGUAGGUGCAAAUUUUGUUUUCAAUUUUGCUUUUUUAAUAUGUGAAUAUUAUCCAUGAAAAGUUAUGCACAAUUGAUUGUACAUUGAUGUGUAUGAUCUUAAUACAAAAAUAACAUCAUAAUAAGGUUCUUACUGCAAUAAAGUCAUAUAAAUAGA